AUGCGGCUCCGGGAUGUGCAUCUAUCGGAGACUGAAGAGCAGGGGACACUCCUGGCCCCUCGGGUGAUCCACGUCCUGGAGAAGACAGGCCCAGGCCGGUCAGACCUGAAGGACACAGAGAGUUUAGCAGGAACGAGGCAGCUGCUGGAGGGUCCAGCUUCUGCGGACGUGCCACACACUGGUGGCAUCUGCUCCAGAGACCAGAGCGAGGCCUCAUCUGCCAUGAGCCAGGACGCAGGAGUCGGACACCAGGGGGGACUGGACCCCACGCCCAGCUCCAUGCAGGAGCAGAGACCCACACAGGGCUCCACAGCCACCACGGAGGCUCGGACAGAAGAUCAGAAUCUUAAACGAAGAGGCCAUUCCACUAAUAGCAGCAUCAAGAGCGGAGAAGAGGUGCAUCCAUCACAGCGAGAACCGAAGCCCAUAGACGCCCCAGGAAGGCACGGAGCCCAGCGGGCGCCCAUGGACAGCGGGCUCAGACGCCGCAGGAAGGCACGGAGCCCAGCGAGCGCCCAUGGACAGCGGGCUCAGACGCCGCAGGAAGGCACGGAGCCCAGCGAGCGCCCAUGGACAGCGGGCUCAGACGCCGCAGGAAGGCACGGAGCCCAGAGAGCACCCAUGGACAGCGGGCUCAGACGCCGCAGGAGGGCACGGAGCCCAGAGAGUGCCCAUGGACAGCGGGCUCAGACGCCACAGGAAGGCACGGAGCCCAGCGAGCGCCCAUGGACAGCAGGCUCAGAUGCCGCAGGAAGGCACGGAGCCCAGAGAGCGCCCAUGGACAGCGGGCUCAGACGCCGCAGGAGGGCACGGAGCCCAGCGGAUGCCCAUGGACAGCGGGCUCAGACGCCACAGGAAGGCACGGAGCCCAGCGAGCGCCCAUGGACAGCAGGCUCAGACGCCCCAGGAAGGCAUGGAGCCCAGCGAGCGCCCAUGGACAGCGGGCUCAGAUGCCGCAGGAAGGCACAGAGCCCAGCGAGCGCCCAGGGACAGCGGGCUCAGACGCCGCAGGAAGGCACGGAGCCCAGCGAGCGCCCAUGGACAGCGGGCUCAGACGCCGCAGGAAGGCACGGAGCCCAGAGAGCGCCCAUGGACAGCGAGCUCAGACGCCGCAGGAAGGCAUGGAGCCCAGAGAGCGCCCAUGGACAGCGGGCUCAGAUGCUGCAGGAGGGCACGGAGCCCAGAGAGCGCCCAUGGACAGCGAGCUCAGACACCGCAGGAAGGCACGGAGCCCAGAGAGCGCCCAUGGACAGCGAGCUCAGACGCCGCAGGAAGGCACGGAGCCCAGAGAGCGCCCAUGGACAGCGAGCUCAGACACCGCAGGAAGGCACAGAGCCCAGAGAGCGCCCAUGGACAGCGGGCUCGGACGCCGCAGGAGGGCACGGAGCCCAGUGGAUGCCCACGGACAGCAGGCUCAGACGCCACAGGAGGGCACGGAGCCCAAAGAGCGCCCAUGGACAGCGGGCUCAGACGCCGCAGGAAGGCACGGAGCCCAGAGAGCGCCCAUGGACAGCGGGCUCAGACGCCGCAGGAGGGCACGGAGCCCAGCGGAUGCCCACGGACAGCGGGCUCAGACGCCACAGGAAGGCACGGAGCCCAGCGGAUGCCCACGGACAGCGGGCUCAGACGCCACAGGAAGGCACGGAGCCCAGCGAGCGCCCAUGGACAGCGGGCUCAGAGUCCACAGGAGGGCACGGAGCCCAGAGAGCGCCCAUGGACAGCGGGCUCAGACGCCACAGGAAGGCACGGAGCCCAGCGAGCGCCCAUGGACAGCGGGCUCAGACGCCACAGGAAGGCACGGAGCCCAGCGAGCGCCCAUGGACAGCGGGCUCAGACGCCGCAGGAAGGCACGGAGCCCAGCAAGCGCCCAUGGACAGCGGGCUCAGACGCCGCAGGAGGGCACGGAGCCCAGAGAGCGCCCAUGGACAGCGGGCUCAGACGCCGCAGGAGGGCACGGAGCCCAGAGAGCGCCCAUGGACAGCGGGCUCAGACGCCGCAGGAGGGCACGGAGCCCAGUGGGCGCCCAGGGACAGCGGGCUCAGACGCCGCAGGAGGGCACGGAGCCCAGCGGGCGCCCAGGGACAGCGGGCUCAGACGCCGCAGGAGGGCACGGAGCCCAGCGGGCGCCCAUGGACAGUAGGCUCAGACGCCACAGGAGGGCACGGAGCCCAGUGGGCGCCCAGGGACAGCGGGCUCAGACGCCGCAGGAGGGCACGGAGCCCAGCGGAUGCCCAUGGACAGCGGGCUCAGACGCCGCAGGAAGGCACGGAGCCCAGCGGAUGCCCAGGGACAGCGGGCUCAGACGCCGCAGGAGGGCACGGAGCCCAGCGGAUGCCCAGGGACAGCGGGCUCAGACGCCGCAGGAGGGCACGGAGCCCAGCGGAUGCCCAGGGACAGCGGGCUCAGACGCCGCAGGAGGGCACGGAGCCCAGCGGAUGCCCAGUGACAGCGGGCUCAGAUGCCGCAGGAGGGCACGGAGCCCAGCGGAUGCCCAGGGACAGCGGGCUCAGACGCCGCAGGAGGGCACGGAGCCCAGCGGAUGCCCAGGGACAGCGGGCUCAGACGCCGCAGGAGGGCACGGAGCCCAGCGGAUGCCCAGGGACAGCGGGCUCAGACGCCGCAGGAGGGCACGGAGCCCAGCGGAUGCCCAGGGACAGCGGGCUCAGACGCCGCAGGAGGGCACGGAGCCCAGCGGAUGCCCAGGGACAGCGGGCUCAGAUGUCAGAAGCCUCGCAGCGCUGA
This is a messenger RNA of Erinaceus europaeus (western European hedgehog), 2742 nucleotides long. RefSeq names its product serine/arginine repetitive matrix protein 2-like. Bases 1 to 2742 code for a protein of 913 amino acids. The transcript has 3 exons. The record is from RefSeq and is a predicted model, not a curated record. NCBI's taxonomy places the organism in Eukaryota, Metazoa, Chordata, Mammalia, Eulipotyphla, Erinaceidae.